Molecule: messenger RNA, 1233 nt
Organism: Myodes glareolus (Bank vole)
Lineage: Eukaryota; Metazoa; Chordata; Mammalia; Rodentia; Cricetidae
Gene: Six2
Product: SIX homeobox 2
Biological process (GO): kidney development; regulation of transcription by RNA polymerase II
Cellular component (GO): transcription regulator complex; nucleus
Molecular function (GO): RNA polymerase II cis-regulatory region sequence-specific DNA binding; DNA-binding transcription factor activity, RNA polymerase II-specific
Source: RefSeq, a predicted model, not a curated record
GCGCCCAUGCGGGGCCGCGAGGCUCGGUGAGAGCGCGCGGGCGGGCGGGCGGGCGAGCGCGCAGCCGGCACCAUGUCCAUGCUGCCCACCUUCGGCUUCACGCAGGAGCAAGUGGCGUGCGUGUGCGAGGUGCUGCAGCAGGGCGGCAACAUUGAGCGACUGGGUCGCUUCCUGUGGUCGCUGCCCGCCUGCGAGCACCUCCACAAGAAUGAAAGCGUGCUCAAGGCCAAGGCCGUGGUGGCCUUCCACCGGGGCAACUUCCGCGAGCUCUACAAGAUCCUGGAGAGUCAUCAGUUCUCGCCGCACAACCACGCCAAGCUGCAGCAGCUAUGGCUCAAAGCGCACUACAUCGAGGCAGAGAAACUGCGCGGCCGGCCCCUGGGCGCCGUGGGCAAGUACCGCGUGCGACGCAAGUUCCCGCUGCCGCGCUCCAUCUGGGACGGCGAGGAGACCAGCUACUGCUUCAAGGAGAAGAGUCGCAGCGUGCUGCGCGAGUGGUACGCGCACAACCCCUACCCGUCGCCGCGGGAGAAGCGAGAGCUGGCGGAGGCCACCGGCCUCACCACCACGCAGGUCAGCAACUGGUUCAAAAACCGGCGGCAGCGCGACCGGGCGGCCGAGGCCAAGGAAAGGGAGAACAGCGAGAACUCCAAUUCCAGCAGCCACAACCCGCUGGUUUCCUCGCUCAACGGCAGCGGCAAGUCGGUGCUAGGCAGUUCCGAGGAUGAGAAGACGCCGUCGGGGACGCCAGACCACUCGUCGUCCAGUCCCGCAUUGCUGCUCAGCCCUCCUCCGCCCCCUGGGCUGCCCUCCCUGCACAGCCUGGGCCACCCUCCCGGCCCGAGCGCAGUACCCGUGCCAGUGCCGGGUGGAGGCGGCACGGACCCACUGCAGCACCACCACAGCCUACAGGACUCCAUACUCAAUCCCAUGUCUGCCAACCUUGUGGACCUGGGCUCCUAGAGCUCUUGCUUUCCGAGCUUGGUGCGGGGACAGGAGAGGUGGUGCGGGAAAGCGAUAGGUGCUGGAGUCCAUACCGGGUACUAGAAGACCGCCACGCCACGCCACGCCACGCAGGAGGAGCAGAACUGAGGCGGGACAAAGUGGACAAAUGUCUGCUAGGGGACCCUCUGGGGGAUUCCUCUCCAACAAGUUGCUUUUGAGAUCUUUUCGAAGCCAGGGACUUGGUCUUGAACCAGGCAAGGGAAUAAAUUAUAAACCGCAAUCACCACC